AUUAUGAAAUUGAUGCAUCUCAAAGUAGUUUAUUUAUUAUUAGUACCUUCCAUUCUUAGCAGGAACUUAUUUUAUUACAUUAUUACUUACUUGUGUGCUCGCUUUGUCUAUGAAAACCAGACAAAAAUUGUUCUCAAUAGUACUACAGCAUAUGUUAUGCUAGUCCAGAUCCAGCUCUGUCUUUGUUUGUUAUGAUGUACUAGCCUUUUCUUUGUUAUAAGCUAUGGGCUGAUUAUAUUUACGUCUCCCGCUUUUUUUGCUCAACUCUUUUAGAGGAGAAAAUAUGAGCAGGCCAGGAGACUGGAAUUGCAGAUCAUGCCAACACCUCAACUUCCAAAGGAGGGACUCGUGCCAGCGCUGUAGAGAACCAAGACCUAGCGAGAGAGGUGACUAUGGAAGCUUUGGUGGCAGGGGUGGCUCAUCAUUCGGGUUCAGUACAGGACCUGAUGUUAGGCCUGGUGACUGGUAUUGCACUAUGGGGAACUGCGGAGCUCACAACUUCGCCAGCAGAUCAAGCUGCUUCAAGUGUGGUGCAGCCAAAGAUGAAUCGUCUGGAGGAGGACUUGAAGGUGACAUGCCUCGUAUGAGGGGUUAUGGCUUUGGCAGUGGCAGCUCUAGCCGCUCAAACUGGAAAUCUGGGGACUGGAUUUGCACCAGGUCGGGCUGCAAUGAGCACAACUUUGCCAGCAGGAUGGAAUGUUUCCGAUGCAAUGCACCAAGGGACUUCAGCAACAAAUCUUCAUAUUAAUAAAAUUUUCAUUUUUGGGGUACUGCAGUCCCAAGAGAGAUCACACAAGACACCCCCCAGAUGAUCACUCUUUUUGCUCCUAGCUUCCUCUCUCUCUCCUUC
This is a messenger RNA of Durio zibethinus, 850 nucleotides long. Its product is annotated as RNA-binding protein involved in heterochromatin assembly dri1-like. Gene Ontology annotation, molecular function: mRNA binding. Gene Ontology annotation, cellular component: cytoplasm. NCBI's taxonomy places the organism in Eukaryota, Viridiplantae, Streptophyta, Magnoliopsida, Malvales, Malvaceae. The record is from RefSeq and is a predicted model, not a curated record.